AUGACGACGCACGAGGAAGGACGAGAGUACGACAUCAUCUUUGCUGGAGGUGGCACCGCCGCCUGUGUGGCUGCUGGCCGUCUGGCCCAUGCGGACCCUGGCCUGUCCAUCCUCCUCGUCGAGGUUGGCAGGAACAACUUCAACGAUCCAACCAUCGUCAACCCGGCCCUGUACCUGUCCCACCUCGCCCCGGGCUCCAAGACGGCUCUCUUCUACCAGGCCAACGAGGAGAAGGCGAUCAAUUCCCGAGCGGCUGUCGUGCCUGCCGGAGGCGUCCUCGGCGGCGGCUCCUCCAUCAACUUCAUGAUGUACACGCGAGGCAACCUCCUGCCCUUUGCCAAGAAGCUUGAAACCUACCAUCUUGACGACCCGGCCGUCGACAAGGCCCUCCACGGCUACGACGGCCCCGUCAACGUCUCCCUCGGCACCUACAGCCAGCGAGGCCCGCAAGACGACAUCCUCGCCGCCGCCGAGGCCCUCGGCAUCGAGGAGAUUGUCGAUCUGCAGGAUUUCAAGGCCGCCAAUGGCUUCUCCCGCUGGCUGAGAUACAUCGGGCCCGACGGGAAGAGACAGGACGCCGCCCACCGCUACAUCCAUCCGCUCCUGGUCUCGGGCAAGUACCCCAAUCUUCACCUGCUGCUCGAGAGCAAGGUGAGCCGUGUGCUGUUCGAUGGUCGCCGCGCCACGGGCAUCGAGUAUGUGCCCUCGGCGGCCACCCCGCCCGACGCAGGGCUGAGCAAGGUCUCGCCGUCCGUCAUCCGUGCGAAGAAGCUCGUCGUCGUCUCCGCCGGUGCCCUCGGAACGCCAUCCAUCCUCGAGAGAUCCGGCGUCGGUCGUGCCGAGCUGCUCGAGAAGCUCGGCAUCGAUCUCGUCGCCGACCUGCCCGGUGUCGGCGACGAGUACCAGGACCACAACUUGGUCCUGCUCCCCUUCAAGACGACUCUCGAGCCGAACGAGACGCUCGACGGCCUCCUCAGCGGCCGCCUCGACUUUGCCGAGGCCGCGGCGGAGGGGAAUCCGAUCCUUGGCUGGAACGGCAUCGACAUUGGCGCCAAGCUGCGCCCCUCGGACGAGGAAGUGGCCCGGAUGGGUCCCGACUUCCAGAAGCUCUGGGAUCGCGACUUCAAACACCAGACAACGAAGCCCAUGAUGCUCGUCGGCAUCCUCUCCUCCUACCUCGGCGACCACAAGCUGCUCGUGCCACGAGAGGACGGCGGGACCCAGUACGCCACCAUCGGCGCCUACACGGCCUACCCUUAUUCCCGCGGCAACAUCCACAUCGUCUCCAAGGACCCCCACGCGCCCGCAUCCUUCAACACCGGCUAUCUCGACCACCCGGCCGACCUCGAGAAGCAACUCUGGGCCUACAAGAAGCUGCGCGAGCUCUACCGCCGCACCAACGCCUAUGCCGGCGAGCUCUCGCCGGGCCACCCCAAGUUCCGCCCAGGCAGCAAGGCCGCCCUCGCCGGCGAGCACCCGCCAAAGGCCGGAUACGCGACCGUCGAGGAAAGGCGGGCCCUGGCCCCGAUCGAGUACGAUGCCGAAGACGAUGCCGCCAUCGAGGACUGGAUCCGCUCCAACGUCAACUCGACCUGGCACUCCUUGGGCACCUGCAAGAUGGCACCCAAGGACAGGGGCGGCGUCGUGGACGAGAGCCUCAAUGUCCACGGAACCCAGCAACUGAAGCUUGUCGAUCUGUCGAUUGUGCCCGAAAACGUGGCGGCAAACACGUACAACACGGCGCUCAUUGUCGGAGAGAAGGCGGCCGAUAUCAUCGGCAAGGAGCUUGGCCUGUCCGUGUGA
Molecule: messenger RNA, 1803 nt
Organism: Drechmeria coniospora
Lineage: Eukaryota; Fungi; Ascomycota; Sordariomycetes; Hypocreales; Ophiocordycipitaceae
Product: alcohol dehydrogenase
Exons: 3
Coding region: 1-1803 (600 amino acids)
Molecular function (GO): oxidoreductase activity, acting on CH-OH group of donors; flavin adenine dinucleotide binding
Source: RefSeq, a predicted model, not a curated record